AUGGCUGUCGAAUCUAAAUAUGAGCCUAAGGAUAUGGUCUUCCGCCACCUCGGGCCAACCGGCCUCAAGGUCUCAAUUUUGUCUCUUGGUGGCUGGCUUACCUACGGUGGCACACAGAAGGGAAACAUAGUGAAGGAGUGCUUGCAAGCUGCCUGGGAUCAUGGCGUCAAUACUUUUGAUACCGCUGAGGUCUACGCCAACGGCCAGUCCGAGCUCGAAAUGGGCAGUGCCCUCAAAGAACUCGCCUGGCCCCGCGACGAAUAUGUUCUCAUCACCAAAGUGUUCUUUGGCACCGGCCGCAAGGAACCCAAUACCCGCGGUCUCUCCAAGAAACAUGUCGUCGAAGGGUUAAAGAGCUCGCUGGCAAGGCUACAGCAGCCAUACGUUGACGUGGUGUUUGCGCACAGGCCUGAUUAUGCUACACCUAUGAAGGAGAUCGUGGAGGGCUUUACACAGGCUAUCAGGAACCUGAACCUGGCAUACUAUUGGGGCACGAGCGAGUGGUCUGCUGUGCAGAUCAUGGAGGCCACGCAGAUUGCGGAGAAAUUCAACCUCAUUGCUCCUAUCGCUGAGCAGCCGCAGUACAACGCUUUCCACCGCGAGCGCUUCGAGGUCGAAUAUGCCCCGCUGUUCGACCAGUUCAAGUACGGCACUACGAUCUGGUCACCGCUGGCUAGUGGACUGUUGACGGGCAAAUAUAAUGAUGGCAUCCCAGAAGGUUCUCGCUUCCACAACCACAAGGACUUCUUUGACAGCAAAAUCAAACAGCUGGAAUCUCCCGAGGGCAAAGCACAGAUUGAAAAGGUCAAAAAAUUAACCACAGUCGCUGAGAAGCUGGGAGGCUCUGCAUCGCAGCUUGCGCUCGCUUGGGCGGCGAAGAACGAGAAUGUCAGCACGGUUAUCUUGGGCGCCACGAAGCCGGAGCAGAUCGUCGAUAAUUGCAAGGCGCUGAGUGUGUUGGCGAAGCUGACGCCCGAGUACAUGGAGGAGAUUGAACAGAUCUUAGAAAAUAAACCCGCAGGGCCGAGCAAGUUUGGGCGCGAGAGGUAG
This is a messenger RNA of Letharia lupina, 1050 nucleotides long. RefSeq lists its product as uncharacterized. The coding region runs from base 1 to 1050 and encodes 349 amino acids. The transcript has 4 exons. NCBI's taxonomy places the organism in Eukaryota, Fungi, Ascomycota, Lecanoromycetes, Lecanorales, Parmeliaceae. The record is from RefSeq and is a predicted model, not a curated record.